Molecule: messenger RNA, 916 nt
Organism: Armigeres subalbatus
Lineage: Eukaryota; Metazoa; Arthropoda; Insecta; Diptera; Culicidae
Exons: 2
Coding region: 230-796 (188 amino acids)
Source: RefSeq, a predicted model, not a curated record
UAGAUGUUUGGCGAGAUCAUCGGAAAUAGAAGCUGUGCCGAAUGUUCCAGUAGUGCCUGUGGAAAACUCCAAUGAGUCCUCGGCGGAAAGUCUCUUAGUAGCUUCAGGAUUUUUGGCAACACCUCCAUCUCCGAAAAUAACGCUUUGGUCAUCUACACCGGAUUCUGAUUUUGAGCCAAGCCUGUCUCCGUUACCACGCCAGCUGUCGCCAAUUCCGAACACACCGCAAAUGGUAGGUACUUCCCCAAUGCUACUGCACACCUCGUCAUAUGCUGAAGAUCCUAUCAAUUCGGAAACUGCACUAAUGGAAAACGUCAAUACAAAAUCGGCAAUAAGUCAAACAUCAAUCGGAACCCAAUUUUCAAGAGCUGAAGGUGGGUCACGAAUUACUGACCAUGGUCCUCGUCGCAUUAGUAUUUCUAAUUUCCUACAACUCCCACCAACUCCGAAACGGAAGCAAAUAAAACGUAACUACAAACAAAAACGCCAUUUCAUCCUAACUGCUGCAGAGCGCAUUCAAGAGCUUGAACAGAAGGAGCAAGAAAAAGAAAACGCUGCGAUUCGUCGUCAGGAAGCCGUCGAACAACGGGCAUCGAAAAAAGCGGACGUCGAAAAAAAGAAACAAGAGCGGAAAAUUUUGCUUGAGCAGCGACGAGCUUUGAAGAAAGUUGAAAAUGAGAAAAAGAAAGAACUGAAGGAUAAAAUGAAAAAUCUUAAAUUGAAAAACAAACGAAAUAUGGAUAAAGUGGAGGCAUCUGAAGAAAAAGGAAAAAUGUCCAAGCGGAUCCGCAAUUGAUCGGUAUCACACGAAGAACUACUUUAAGCAUUUAUUAAUCAUUAUUUUUUGGAAAUCGGCUAUUUAAAAUACCUAAACACAAAAGUUGAAAUGUAUGGAUUCUAUACAAUGAAUUUGAAA